UGAUUCCCCAUCGGCACUUAGCGAUCGCCGUGUAUCAUGGAUGGGAAGAGACCUGUAUGUAAACAAAACAGAUCUCUCCCACCAGCUCCUGCACACUUCUUUGUAUGGUUCUGCAUAGCAGAGCCAUACAAAGCAAUGUGCUUACAGUGUAAAGCACACACACGGCACACAGUAAAACAGCACACAGUUAACCCUUUGAUCGCCCCAGAUGUUAACCCCUUCCUACCCAGUGCCAUUAGUACAGUGUCAGUGCUUUUUAUUAGCACUGAUCACUGUAUUGGUGUCACUGGGGAUGUCAGUGACACCAAGUCAGUUCCCCCCCAGUUGUCAGAAUGCACUCCGCAGUCCCGCUAUAAGUCGCUG
This is a messenger RNA of Staurois parvus, 363 nucleotides long. Lineage: Eukaryota; Metazoa; Chordata; Amphibia; Anura; Ranidae. The record is from the annotation of a GenBank genome assembly.